Messenger RNA from Closterium sp. NIES-65, 669 nucleotides. The record is from the annotation of a GenBank genome assembly. NCBI's taxonomy places the organism in Eukaryota, Viridiplantae, Streptophyta, Zygnematophyceae, Desmidiales, Closteriaceae.
AUGGCUGUGGACAAUGGGAAUGCCCACAGCAUGGGCCGGCCAGUGAAGGCGCUGGUGCGGGUGGCCACGCAGGUCAACGUGGUGCAAGCUCACCGCCUCGUCAACUUUGACGCCCCAGCCGCGUGCGUCACCCUUGACCCUUCUGCCCAGGCGUCUCUCAACGAGGGGAGCCAGGGCGUGGAAGUGUGGUGGCUGGGAGCGCCGCGGCAGAGCAACGGCUUAAACGGGAAGCAGCAAGCGGUGUGCAGCAAGGUCAGGUUCUUCACGAAGGGUGCUUGCCAGGGUGCGCCGGUGGCCGAAACCGUGAAGCCGCAAGUCCCCAAUCUAAAGAAAAACUUCCUCCGGCCCAGCUGCCCGCUCUCCGUCCGACCAGCUAGGGCCUUCAAGCCAGUCCAAGAUGGGUUCGAAGACGGUCUCUCUGAGGCUGCCGCUCACCACGAGGUUCCACCGGCGCGCCCAGAACGACCCCAGCGACGUCGCCAGGUACGGGCGACGGAAGUGCGGCUCCACGGCGAAGCGCGGGGCGACGGCGGCGACGACCCGUGCGACGAGUUCGCAGAGGAGCGUGACGAAGAGGAAGAGGUUCGCGCUGUGCAGCAGCGUCACGGCCGGCGCGGGGAGGUUGAAAGCGUAUGCUCGGAUGGUGAGAGAGAGGAGGAAUGCUUUUAA